AUGGGAUCGAGAGGCGAGUCAGAAGAUCACACGUUUGAUCCGAACUACGUCCCACCAGAUACAGUUGAUUUGGAAACUCAAAAUCUCAUAGCUAAGCUUGUUGCUGAAGAAACAAACGCUGAUCGUUUCCCUGAAGACGAUGUAGCUUGCGUUCCAGGAAACAAAGGAAGCAAAAGAAAGCUUAUCAGUCUUGUAGAUGAAACUGAUGAUUCUGAUGUUGAGAUCACUCCGUCAUCUCAAAAAACCAAGCCUCGCAGAAAGACUUCUUUUGGAACUGCCUCGAGGAAACCGAUGUUGCAAUCCACUAUAGAUGGUGGCGUUGGCUCAUCCUCGCAGGCGUGUAGGAAGACUGUUCCUAUGAAGUCUGUGAUUCGUGGAGGGAGAAGAAAGGCCGUGCCUACUCAAUCACCAAAGAAGAAGGUUGUGCUUUCUAAGUUGCAAAAGAAGAAGGAGAAG
Molecule: messenger RNA, 456 nt
Organism: Eruca vesicaria subsp. sativa (arugula)
Lineage: Eukaryota; Viridiplantae; Streptophyta; Magnoliopsida; Brassicales; Brassicaceae
Source: the annotation of a GenBank genome assembly